This is a messenger RNA of Poecile atricapillus (Black-capped chickadee), 4013 nucleotides long. It is a transcript of the gene DHX40, whose product is annotated as DEAH-box helicase 40. The coding region runs from base 142 to 2343 and encodes 733 amino acids. Gene Ontology annotation, cellular component: intracellular anatomical structure. Gene Ontology annotation, molecular function: RNA binding; ATP hydrolysis activity. NCBI's taxonomy places the organism in Eukaryota, Metazoa, Chordata, Aves, Passeriformes, Paridae. The record is from RefSeq and is a predicted model, not a curated record. The transcript is spliced from 17 exons.
GCGAGGCGCGCGCCAACGGCGGGCCCGGGGGGCGCGCGCGCGCGCGCGGGGGUUCCCGCGGGGGGCGCGCGCGGGGGGGUUCCCGCCAGGUGCGCGGGUGGGCGGGGCCGCCGGUGAGGCAGGUGAGCCCCGGGAGCCGCCAUGGCCGACCCCGCCCUGCCCAUCCGCCGCUCCCGCCGCGAGCUCGUGGAGGCCGUGCGGGAGCGGCCCUUCCUCAUCGUCACCGGCGAGACGGGCAGCGGCAAAAGCACGCAGCUGCCCAAGUACCUCUACGAGGCAGGCCUGGCCAAGCACGGUGCCAUCGGUGUGACCCAGCCCCGGCGCGUGGCCACCGUGUCGGUGGCACAGAGGGUGGCCGAGGAGAUGGGCUGUGACCUGGGGGCUCUCGUGGGCUACCAGGUCCGCUUCGACGACUGCACCUCCGAGGACACUGCCAUCAGGUACAUGACUGAUGGGUGCCUUCUGAGGCAGAUCCUGACAGACCCCCUCCUCAGCAAGUACAGCGUCAUCAUUUUGGAUGAAGCCCACGAGCGGAGCCUCAGCACCGAUAUUUUAUUUGGUUUGCUGAAGAAGCUGUUCCUGCAGAAGAAGCCAGCAGGCAGGAGGACAGACAUGAAGGUGGUGGUGAUGUCAGCCACCCUGGAGGUGGAAAAGCUCUCGGAAUUCUUUGGGCACUGCCCAGUGCUGCACAUUCCAGGAAGAAGUUACCCUGUCAAGGAGAUAUUCUGCAACCUGCUGAGCCCCAGGGAUGUGGGCAGCUCUGCCUAUGUCACAGAGGCUGUGAAGGUCGCCUUGGAUGUUCACUUGAAUGAACCAGAAGGUGACAUCCUGGUUUUCCUCACAGGCCAAAAUGAGAUAGAAAGAGCUUGUGAUUUGCUUUUCAAGAAAGCAGAAUCCAUCGAUUACCGGUACGAGGUCCACGACCGGGCUGUGGAGGGUCUCCUCAUCCUGCCUUUGUAUGGCUCCAUGUCCACAGAUCAACAGAAAAAGAUAUUUUUGCCAGCUCCCAGAGGCAUCAGGAAAUGUGUGGUCUCCACAAACAUUGCUGCAACAUCUCUGACCAUUGAAGGAGUCAGAUAUGUGGUAGACAGUGGCUUUGUGAAGCAGUUGAAUCAUAAUCCCCGAGUUGGUUUGGACAUCCUGGAGGUGGUUCCCAUCUCAAAGAGCGAAGCCAAGCAGCGAGCUGGCCGGGCUGGCCGGACGUCGGCGGGGAAAAGCUUUGGAUUGUUCAGCAGGGAGUUCUGGGAGCAGUGCAUGCCCGAACACACCGUGCCAGAGAUCAGGAGGAGCAGCCUGACAUCUGUCAUCCUCACCUUGAAAUGCCUUUCCGUGCAUGAUGUCAUCAGAUUUCCCUAUUUGGACCCCCCUGAAGAAAGACAUAUUUUGGAAGCUCUGAAGGAACUUUACCAGUGCAAUGCUAUUGACAGGAGAGGCCAUGUGACAAGACUGGGAGAAUUCCUGGUGCAGUUUCCCCUCCCUCCCAACCUGUCCUGUGCUGUGAUAAAAGCUGCUUCCCUGGACUGUGAGGAUCUCCUGCUUCCCAUUGCAGCCAUGCUGUCUGUGGAAAAUGUCUUCAUCCGUCCAGGUGAUCCUCAGAAGCAAAAGGAGGCUGAGCUACAACACCAGGAACUUGCCUCACAAGUGGGAGGAUGCAAUGACUUUGCAACCCUCUUAAAUAUUUUUGAACAGUGCAAAGCAAGCAAGUCUCCCUCAGCCUGGUGCCAGAAAUACUGGAUCCAUUGGAGAGCUGUGAAAUCUGCUUUUAGUGUGGAAAGACAGCUGCGGGAAAUAACCACUAAACUGAAACAGCUGCCAGAUUUCCCUAAAGAGACAUUUGAAGGCUCCAAAACUGAAAUACUGAGAAGAUGCCUGUGUGCAGGAUACUUCAUCAAUGUUGCUAGGAGAUCUGCAGCCAGGACAUUCUGCACCAUGGAUGGACAUGGCAGCAUAGUCUACAUCCACCCUUCAUCCACACUGUACAACCAGGAGACCCUGCUGGAGUGGAUCAUCUUCCACGACGUGGCCGUCACCUCCAAGAUCUACGUGCGCACCGUGUGCCCCGUGCGCUACGAGUGGGUCAGGGACCUGCUGCCCAGGCUGCACCAGCUGGACGCCUACGAGCUGAGCAGUGUGGCCAGGGAAGAGGUGACUGAGGAGGAAAUGACCAAGUGGAAGCAGAGGGAGGAGCUGAGAAGGCAGUGUGAAAGAGUCCCAGACAGCUCUGCAAGGAAGAUGGAGAGGAGGAAUGAUGACCAAUCCAUCCAGGACGCCCGAGCUCGGUACCUGGAGAGGAAGCAGCAGAGAGCUCAGGCUUUGAGCAGCCCAGAGAAGGAAACGGGGUAACUCUGGGGGCAGCUCUGCUCCCACUGCCAGCUCUGGGGGCACUUUGUGCAGCUCUGGGGGGGUUUGCAGAGGGACUGACAGGAGUGCAGGGAAACUUCUGCUUUGUGGUCAGCCCGAGUGCAGAGAGCACAAACACAACCUUCCCUCUGCUGCAUCCUGCAGGGAAAGCUUCCCAAGCUGAGCUGUGUUGCUGCAGGUCAGUGGCAGCAGUUUAGUGGCCUCAGCUGUGGCUGAAGCCCUGAUGCCAAGUGUGGUGCCAAUUCUCUGGCAUUUAUUUGACUUAAAGAGGUCUCAGUGCCGUUAUAAAUCGUAUUUUUCUUAAAGGUCAGUCAGGGUUUAUUUUUGUAAGGAGUGGAACUGUAAGGUUUUUUUACCCAUUUUAUUUUGUCUGGUGGUGGUCAUGCAGUCUUCAUGCUCAGGAAAAUGUGCAGGAAGGGCUCUUUUAAUGGUGGAAGCAGCAGGAUUAAAUCCAAAGGGACAUUUCCCACCUGCAUUCUGCGUUGUUCCUGCCCUGUGCUGUGCUGUACCAGGUACAAAACACAAGGAAAUAAGCGUUUUUCCUUGAGCAUCUGAAAGAGCAAGGAGCUGUGGUGCUUUGUCAUCAUAAAGAUUGUUCCCUUCUCAAUAAAGAAGUCCUGUUUUAUCACCAUAAUAAUCCUAAAACGCUCCAGGGCUCGAGUGAGGAGUUUGUGUCAGAAUUUCCAAAUUGGAAGAACUUGCUGUGAUUUUUCCUGCCUCAGCUGUGUGCUCUGUGUCACCCUGGGCACUGGUUCAAGUGGUGGUGUAGCCUGAAUAAAACAUUCACCAUUCCACCUCUGCCUCACCUCAAAUAUUUCAGCACUGCCCAGGAUCCCAAAGCCUCCAAAACCUAAGGAUUUUUUUGAAUAUUACAAUAUUAUUGCUCAUAAAGAAAGUGCUGGGUCUGGUAAUUAAUUGUUCCUCUACCUGUGAUUGAUGGGAAAGGGUUUUGUUCUUUCAGGCUCUGCUUUGGAGCAGCAGCACUUGGGCCUGACUCAUCCUCUGCUCUGAAUUUUGCUGUUUAAUUGGGUUUAUAUUUGCACUGUCACAGCCCCUCAUGAGUCAAAUGCCAUCUGCACCACCCAGUGGGCCUGAAAUGAGUACACAGAAUGCCCACUGUUCCUUGGGGCUAUAAAUCACCUGGCAGAUGCUAAUGCUUGCUGAUUUUUUAUAUAUAUAUAUAUAUAUUUAAUUUUUUUUUUCACUUUCUUCAUAGCAAGAAGUGAGGGAUUUUCUCUCCCUGCCACUGUGUUCCAGGGCUUCUCAGAGAUUUAGAGAUGGGCAAUUUAAGACAAAAAUUAUCUGGGGAAGUAACUGUGAGCUGCAAAAUAAGAAUUCAGCCAUGCCAAGUGUGAAAGCACACACACAGCUCUGGGCAAAGCACCUGGAGUGCUGAAUUCAUCCCAGAAAAAGAGUUAAGUUUUUAAAGUUUUUACCUGUUUUACGUGCUGGAGUUAAAAGUGUGAGUUAAUAAAACACAGAGGGAAGUGUGGAGCUUCGUUAUUUUACUGUACUCAUUAACAGGGGGCCUGGGAAGAGUCCGGGGGAGCAUCCCGGGGGGUGAGGGACAGGGACAGCAGUGACAGGGACAGCAGGGGAGGGGAAUCCAUCGGAUCCUGGGGACAGGGACAGCAGUGACAGGGACAGCAGGG